Messenger RNA from Carcharodon carcharias (great white shark), 4111 nucleotides. RefSeq names its product neuropeptide Y receptor type 5-like. Lineage: Eukaryota; Metazoa; Chordata; Chondrichthyes; Lamniformes; Lamnidae. Gene Ontology annotation, molecular function: neuropeptide binding; neuropeptide Y receptor activity. The transcript is spliced from 2 exons. Bases 1217 to 2560 code for a protein of 447 amino acids. Gene Ontology annotation, cellular component: plasma membrane; neuron projection. The record is from RefSeq and is a predicted model, not a curated record. Gene Ontology annotation, biological process: G protein-coupled receptor signaling pathway.
GUGCAUGUGUCUCUAUAUAUCACCAUCCCAUACAUCAAUGUCUCGUUCAAUGAAGUGAAACGGUCAGGAUUAUCCUGAAGAGCGGAUGAUGAAGAAGCUUCUUCUGCAGUUCUGAAAUCAACGAUAAUAAAGAUAAAUCUCUCAAGUGCGAUCCAUGUCCAGCCUAUUCCUACCUAACUGGCGUAAUCGAGAGUCGGUAAGACAAUAAAGGGAACGUUCAAAAGUAGAGGGGACGACUGCACAGCUUCUGGAGAGAAAAGAAAUUACAAAACAGGACGUAGGUGGGAAUCCCAAUAGAAGGCGAGGGGAGGGAGAUGAGAGGAGCUGAGAUGAAUUAAAACAAGAGGACAGCGAAAGAAAACCUGAAAACAGCCUCCCUGUGUCAGCAGCUCAAGCUGACAAUAAGCACAUCCGCCAACGAGCAGCAGCGAUCGAAAUGGCCAUUUCCACAGCUCGAAGCUCAGCCAAGUGAAGAAACUCCAGUAAAUGUGCAAGUCCCUCGAUUUAAUCAAGGUGCUUAGACCAGGAACAAGGAAAUGUCGAUGAACACACGAAGCAGUUGAUCAUUCGGCUGGCCAGGAAUGCUAUAAAAGGCUGGAAUGGUUCAUAGGAUAUUGUGCCUGAAGACUUACAGAUUGAUAGCAGCAAGCAACAUUUCUUGCCACUUCAGCAGACUCGCUAGUAUGGGGCAAAAUGUCGUUUCAUUUCGCAUGUCUACUCGGGAGAUCAUAAAGCACUGCAAAAAUAAGAAGACAUAAGCACCAGUGCAAAAAUUACAACUUCAAACACGUUGUUUAACUUUUUGAAUGAGCUUUUUAACAUUUUAAAAUUAAAUUCCUAGGUUUUGGCAAAUGUGAUGUAAUUGAAUUGUGUUACUUAUAACUUGUGAUAUGUUGAUAUUCAUCAGGCACUUGAAGUAUUUCACUUAGCCUGCCCACUAUGCAUGUUUACUGCUGAUACAGAUUGUGAUUGCAUAAUGUUAUAUGGGAAUCUUACACCAUACGCUUUGGAUGUUAUUCAAUACUUUAGGUGUUGUUGGCCAAUGACAGCAUGUUACUGGACCAAUGACAAUCCAAACCUUGCAUGCUUUCCAUUUUCUCCCAUGAUGCAUUUACUUCCUUCAUAUCUCACGUUUUAACUGAUUCUUCCUAAUUAUGGACCACAUGUAUUUUUUAUAAACACUAGUUCUGAAUAUUUAUAAAUUCAGCAGCCCAAAAUGAAUCUUAAAGAUAAAAAUACAAAUAAUAUCACUGUUACUUUGGAUAAUGGCAACAACACUACCAUAUAUGGACUAGGUCUCCCUUCUUGGGAUGACUAUAAUGGAAGUAUCCAUGAUAUAAGAUAUUUACUGGUUGGAAUCUAUACAUUUAUUACUGUUCUAGGGCUUCUUGGCAACUUUUUUGUUGUAAUUGCACUGUGUAAAAACCUAAAACAGAAAUCAAUGAUUAACUUUCUGAUUGGGAAUUUAGCCUUAUCUGACAUUUUAAUUCUAUUGUUUUGUUCACCGUUUACACUGACUUAUGUUCUUCUAGACCAAUGGAUCUUUGGGGAGAUCAUGUGUUAUAUAGUACCGUUUGUUCAGUGUGUGUCCGUCAUGGUUUCUAUACUCAUGCUAAUGUCAAUUGCCAUGGUUAGGUAUCAUAUGAUAAACAAUCCAUUAUCCAAUCAUUUUACCAUAAAUACGGGAUAUUUGGUCAUGGGAACAGUGUGGAUUAUUGGAUUUACUAUUUGCUCACCAUUACCUAUCUUUCAUAAAAUCAUAGACCUAAGUGAAACUGUUCACUUAGACUCCUUAAAAGAUAAAUACUUAUGCAUUGAGUCAUGGCCAUCUGACUCUUACAGAAUUGCUUACACAUUGUCCUUGUUAAUCUUCCAAUAUAUUUUGCCCAUAAUUUGCCUAACAAUCAGCCAUGCUAGUGUUUGCAGAAAGGUAAGUGCCACUGUGCCCAGCAGACAAAGGAGAUCCGAGGAGAAUGAAAUGAUUAAUUUAACUAUACACCAGCCUGCUAACAAGCAGUUUCAAGCACAACAGGGCUGGAACCAUUCCUUUCUGAGAAAAUACAAGAAGAGAUACAGCAAGAAGUGUGCCAGCGUCAUGCCUGCCAUGGCCAAUGUCCACAAGAAUGGCCAGACUCAUCAUGAUCUCUUGGUAAUCCAUGGUUCAGAGAAUACGCAGCCUGUACCCACUUCCUUUCUACCAGGUGUACCUGUAUGUUUUGAACUGAAAGCAAUGGAACCUGAAGAGCAUGCCAAUUCACAUAAUGUUUCAGUGACACCAAAAUCCAUCACCAGGUUGAGGAAACGAUCACGCAUUGUUUUUUAUAAACUGACCUUAGUAAUUGUUGCUUUUACUGUCAGCUGGAUGCCUCUGCACAUUUUUCACCUUUUAACUGACUUCAACGCAAAUCUGAUUUCUAACAGGCACUUCAAGCUGGUAUAUUGCAUCUGUCACCUGCUGGGUUUGCUAUCCUGUUGCCUGAAUCCUGUACUGUAUGGAUUCUUGAACAAUGGUAUUAAAUCCAGUUUGCAAUCCUUGGUCAAAUGCUUUUGGGUAGAAUAAUACCUUUGGAGGGUAAUAUCAGACUUUGGCAGCAGACAAAAUAACUGAACAAGUUUAUCAAUCAAUAGUACAGCUUACAUCAGGUCACUAAAUUCUAUGUGCCAUUGUGAUCAAUAUCGGCUCCUGAGUCACUCUAAUUCAUUCCUUGAUGUUCUAUUCUGAAGGUGUUCUUAAAGAAGUUCACUACCUUACUUCUUGCUUACUGAAACCUCAAUAGAAAAUGAAGUAAAGGUUUCGUCUCCACAGUAUAGUGAUGGUAAACAGGAAAUAACAAUUGAAAAAAAUGCUAGUCCUAACUAUGUUCUGAAAAUACAUUGAUAUAGGAAAGGGGAAUUUUUAUUCACUGCUUCAAUCUCAUGGAUAUUUAUUGGCAUAAACGUAAACAUCUUUUGCAUGAUAUAUUCUUGUGCUUUGUGGGCUGUACAAAAUAGAUCAGUGUCCCAAUUUUAUUUAAAUCUCUAAUGUUACCACAAAUCUUUUUCUAAAAGCAUAUUUUGAUUUCACGCUGUCUGAACCAAAGAGGAAUCACCAAUGCAGACAGUCAGCUUAGAUUCUACAUCCCAAGCCUUGAUACAUUAUCUUAACCUGAAGAGAAGCCACACAUUCAGACAGUAAUUAAUAUAUGUCCCUUGUCCUUAGUUUACCAUCUAUAUCCCUUGUCCUUAGUUUACCAUCAGAUACAAUGGCCUCAACCAUGUUCUUAAAUUGAUAUUUUGCAAAUUAAAGCUCCCACAAGAAUUAAUGACUUGAAAAAUAUCUUGUAUACACCAUCUAAAUAAUGUUUUAUAUGCUGUUGAAAUGUUCUGUGUAUUACUUGUAAUGUACUCAUUUAAUAUUAACUUUUAAAAUGAGUACUGUAUCAAAAUCCAUUCAGGAAGAAAUUUUGUUUAUGUUUGUAUAAAGAUCCACAGUGUUGGUAGAAAUUACAUUGAAAUGUAUCAUCACCUCAGUUGUAAGUGAUAGAAUUCUGAUAAAAAUGAUAGCUUGCUCUUUGCUUUUUACACAGUUCAAUGAGAAUAAGAAAUGAGAAAUGAUUUGUUGUUGAUGUUUUUAUCCCACCGAUCUUACACAAUCAGUGAUGACUUCAUCUCUCUUCUGUCAAAUGCCUGUGAAGGAGAAAAAUAGUUUCAGUUGAAUUUCAUUUUGAAUAACUGUGUAACUGCUUUUUUUGAACAACUGGAGUUAGCUUUCUGGACUGCCAGUUUUAAGCAGCCAUUCAGAAGAGAUAUUUUUAUUAAAACCAGUCACAAUGGCAUGUAACACCUCAGCAACUCAUCCAUAGGAGUGUUAAGAUUGUAAAUUUCACAUUCAAAACUGUCAUGUGGCUUAGUUCUGACUGUGAAAUAAUAUAUAGAGCAAAAUAAUGUAAUAAUGUAUUGAACUGGAGCAGGCUACAAUAAAUAUAUAAUUACUAAAAUUUGAAAAUAUUAAACAAAAUAAGAACAGAAUGAUACAUUCAGAAUAUUAUAUCCUUUUGUAUUUCUGUGGGCAUCACAGCUGCAACUGACACCUGCAUGUAUUUGUUUAAUAAAUAUGGAAUUCAUGACUUAA